Myotis brandtii (Brandt's bat) is the source of this 1396-nucleotide messenger RNA. It is a transcript of the gene TMEM263, whose product is annotated as transmembrane protein 263. The record is from RefSeq and is a predicted model, not a curated record. The coding region runs from base 632 to 982 and encodes 116 amino acids. Lineage: Eukaryota; Metazoa; Chordata; Mammalia; Chiroptera; Vespertilionidae. The transcript has 2 exons.
CAUAGCUUUAUUUUAUUAGGUUCUUUUACUACAUAUACUUAGAGGUAAUCAUAGUACUUUUUUUUUCAUAGAUUUUGGACUCUUUUGCUACCUACUUAUUAGAGCUCUAAAAACAACAAUAAAGAAGUAAUCAAAAUCCUUCUUAGUGAUUCAGACUGAUGGUGUCAUCUCUAUAGAAGGAUGUCAUUUUUUUUUAAGAAAAUUUUUAGGUAGAACAUAUUUUAGUCAUAGGUUUUUCUCUAACUCUGUUUUGAAAUAAAUUACAGUUGAGUCAGCCAAUAUUCUGUAAGAGGAAACACUUAAAAUUUUUGUCUGCUAACCCCCACCUUCCAGCUUUCUUCAGUUAGUCAUCUUCAGUUUAAGUUGAAGCAGCAGUAAAACAGGGAAACGUCUACUAUACAAUGCCUACCAUUCUUUGGUUGGUAUUUGAGAUAAGAUUUAUAUUGUCCAUAGUAUAACUAAAAGUAUGUCUUAAAUACCACAAGAGAGAAACAAGAAGUAGUCUUGUGAUGGGUGUUUUAAACUGUUGUUUAUCUGAAAAAAGUUGAUUAAGUCUUAAUUGAGCAUGUGAUAAAUGGUAGUCUCCCAUGUUGAGGUUAAAAUGAAAUAUGUGUGUGUGUUUUUUUAGAUCAUGAAUCAGGCAGAUAAAAAUCAACAAGAUAUCCCAUCAUACCUUAGUGACGAACCACCAGAAGGAUCAAUGAAAGAUCACCCACAGCAGCAACCAGGCAUGUUGUCCCGUGUGACUGGCGGUAUUUUCAGUGUUACAAAAGGAGCUGUUGGUGCCACCAUUGGUGGUGUGGCUUGGAUUGGUGGAAAGAGUCUGGAGGUGACCAAAACAGCUGUUACAACUGUGCCUUCCAUGGGAAUAGGGCUGGUGAAAGGGGGCGUGUCUGCUGUGGCUGGAGGUGUGACAGCUGUUGGGUCUGCUGUUGUAAACAAAGUGCCCUUAACAGGAAAGAAGAAAGACAAAUCUGACUAAAACAUGGAGAUACAUUUGCUCUCUACAGCAUUAUGAUGCCAGUGGCAUUGAAUUGCUAAAUUAUGGACUACAACUAAGUCAACUGUUUUGGAUGUUUAUCUUCUUAAACUGCUGUGUUGAAAGUAUUGAUGACUGGCUUUCGUCUAAAAAGAAGAGACCAAUACUAGCACAGUGUAUGAAGGUUUCUCAUACUUAAAUUCCAGCUUUUUAUCUGGUAAAAUGUUACGCUUAUCAGCUGUAACUGAAGAUAUAUUUGAGUAUUUACUAUAAGUCUUUUAGUUUAACUAAAAAUGUGAAAGUUGAAUUUAGUGGAUGAUCUUUACAAUUCCAUAUGUAUAAUGUGCCAGGUAACACAUCUGUCCCUUAAAAAGGGAACCUUGAACUACAUAAACUGUAAUUUUGAUGUGCCUACUA